Messenger RNA from Lepisosteus oculatus (spotted gar), 2347 nucleotides. It is a transcript of the gene nup35, whose product is annotated as nucleoporin 35. The record is from RefSeq and is a predicted model, not a curated record. NCBI's taxonomy places the organism in Eukaryota, Metazoa, Chordata, Actinopteri, Semionotiformes, Lepisosteidae. Gene Ontology annotation, molecular function: structural constituent of nuclear pore; nucleic acid binding; phospholipid binding. Gene Ontology annotation, biological process: nuclear pore organization; NLS-bearing protein import into nucleus. Gene Ontology annotation, cellular component: nuclear pore central transport channel; nuclear pore nuclear basket; nuclear membrane.
GCUUUUAUAUGACGUCACCCCCAGAAUGCCUCGGUAUUGCUGGAAAGCGCACGAUUUCCGCCAUUAUUUGAAAAUUUGAAUCUAUUUCAACCUAAAAUUAGGCACAUUUUGAUUGGAAAAAUCAGCUUGCUUUACUUUUUCAGCUGUCCUUAUAUACUGUUUUGUGGGUAGCCUGUAAUGGAAUUUCAAGGUACAGAACCAAUGACCCUGGGGUCGCCAACCUCCCCAAAGCCCAGUUCGGGCGCACAGUUCCUGCCCGGGUUUCUGAUGGGCGACCUGCCAGCGCCGGUGACUCCCCAGCCUCGCACCUUCAGCAGCUCUGUCGGCAGUGGGAUGGAAAUGAGGUCUCCUCUUAUGACGGGUGGUUCACCUCCUCAGCCAGUUGUCCCCACACCCAAGGACAAGAGUGGGGCACCCCCAGUUAGAAGUAUAUAUGAUGAGUUAACAUGUCCAGGGAUUGGGGCAUCAUCACUGAGUUUGCAGAAGCAACCCUCUUUUUCAGUGCUACAGACCCCAUUAUCUGCCUUGGCUGCUGCCUCCCCAGGAACAGCAUCAAGUGUAUUUAGUCCUCUCGGCCAACAGAGAAGGGCAGCCAUCUCUCCAGCCCAAGUUGAUCCUUUCUAUACCCAGGGGGAUGCACUUUCUUCAGAUGACCAUUUAGAUGAAACUUGGGUCACAGUUUUUGGGUUUCCUCCAGCAUCAGCUUCAUAUAUACUUUUGCAGUUUGCCCAAUAUGGAAACGUAUUGAAACACGUGAUGUCUAAUAAUGGCAAUUGGAUGCAUAUUCAGUAUCAAUCAAAACUCCAAGCUAGAAAAGCGCUCAGCAAAGAUGGGAAAGUCUUUGGAGAUGUCAUCAUGAUUGGGGUUAAGCCUUGCAUAGAAAAGAAUGUAAUGGAGAGCUCUGAUAAAGGCUCUUCAUCCUCCAGUUCUGUGUUUACCCCUCCAGUUAAAACAAUAGGGACUCCAACACAGCUGCCAAACACACCUCGAGCCACAUCUAUGCGACCCCUCAGUGCUGCCUAUAAGGCAUCCAGCAGUGACUACCAGGUGGUUUCUGACAAGCAGACCCCAAGGAAAGAUGAGAGUUUUGUUUCCAAAGCAAUGGAGUACAUGUUUGGUUGGUAGCGAUUUGAGCUUUGUUGCUGAAGAAAGAUCAGUGGAAAUGGAGUAAAACAACCAACGGCAAUGCCUACAGAUUUACUUUCAAAAACUGAAACUGCAGCUUGGUUAGUUGUAUAACCAUUUCUGUUAAACACGCCUUGCUGAUACAGGCUACAUUUCAAUAAUUUGCACUUUAUAGUAGUAGUGGGCUGUGCAGGGUUUAUGGACUAUGCACUGUGUACUGUAUAUAAGUAAGCAGAGCAUUAUUUUGUGAGUCUGUAAAAUGAGGUUUCAAAAGAGGAAAAAGAACAAGAAAUCGAAAGCUGUGGCUCUGUAUUUUUAAACAGGCCAUAAGAGUUUUAGAAACAAGAGUUUAAGUUGUCUGUUGGUGAGUGGGAAAUCCCGAUAUUCUUUGACAAAUUAAGUUCUGGAAAAUAACCAGUUUUGUACUGUUUUCAAUCUUUUCAUAUCACUGAAAAGACUGAAAGUCAUAUCACUGUGCCUAUUUUAAUAAGGUUGAUUCAUAGUAGCUUCCAAAGAAAGGUUGAAAAAAGAUUUUUUUUGUUUGUUGGGCAAGUAUAAGAUUCUGUUUGUGGUAUUGAAUUCUUAACCUGAGUAUUUGGGCUAUGGUUUUAAAAUGAAAUAAAAUAACUUUCAGUUUAAGACCAGAUUAAAUCCAACUUUUUAAAUUUGUCUAUGUAUACUGCCUUUAUGUUCUCUUUGAGAACUUAUUUUUAAAGAUGCUUUACAGGCUGUGUAUGUAUUGAUCCAAUUAAGAUUGUGUUUUUUUUCUAUCCUUUGAAAGUGAAAUGUAUUCCUUUGUCUUUUCCUUGUUUGUCUUUUUAAAUCUGUGUAUUUCCAUAACUCUGAAAAUACCUCUACUAUCUGAAAAUUACUGUUUUAUGAAGUUUCUAAUAAAUAAUGCAUCAUACUGUAUGUCAUGGUUCAUUUUUGUAUGGGCAAAAAUGGUAUGCUAAAAUUUUGAUUAGUGCUUGGUUUUGAAAUGUGAAAAACCAUGAAGCUACUUCUUACUCUACCUCUUUCCUCCCAAAGGCAUGCUGGUUAUGUUUGAUUAGUUACUUUAAAAAUGUCCCUUUCUGAGGGUUUCUGCCUUUUGUUGUGUUUUGCUGUAAGCAUUAAGUGGUAGUGGUCAGGGGAUUCCUUCCUUCAGUUAGAGUUGGGUGUCGUGGACUGGGAUCAAGCACAAUUAGAAAUGGAGCUGUUUUUUUAAUGUUUUAUAACAUUA